AUGAUCAACAACAACAAGAUGCUCUUAACAUCAAGAUGCUCUCAACAUCAAGAAGUGCGAGCACAGACGUCAAUUAUCCCUCGCAAAUCUGGUGUAGUGAUGUCACGCCGUCGUCUCUUAGGUGAUGUCACGCCGUCGUCUCGUAGUCUAAUGUCAAUGGUUCACCUGGAACAAGUAAAUCGCCUGGGGAACGGACAGAUCCCCAGGAGAGGGAAGUGCAGUGAGACACGAAGAGGAAAUCUGGCAGACACGGCAGACAAACACAGCAAACAAACACGGCAGACAAACACAGCAAACAAACACGGCAGACAAACACAGCAGACAAACACAGCAAACAAACACGGCAGACAAACACAGCAGACAAACACAGCAGAUACACACAGCAGACAAACACAGCAGUCACACACAGCAGACAAACACAGCAGACACACACAUCAGACAAACACAGCAGACAAACACAGCAGACAAACACAGCAGACAAACACAGCAAACAAACACGGCAGACAAACACAGCAGAUAAACAGAGCAGACAAACACGGCAAACACAGCAGACAAACACGGCAGACAAACACAGCAAACAAACACGGCAGACAAACACAGCAGACAAACACAGCAGACAAACACAGCAGACAAACACAGCAAACAAACACGGCAGACAAACACAGCAGACAAACACAGCAGAUAAACAGAGCAGACAAACACGGCAAACACAGCAGACAAACACUGCAAACAAACACGGCAGACAAACACAGCAAACAAACACGGCAGACAAACACAGCAGACAAACACAGCAGACAAACACAGCAAACAAACACGGCAGACAAACACAGCAGAUAA
Messenger RNA from Procambarus clarkii (red swamp crayfish), 837 nucleotides. The record is from RefSeq and is a predicted model, not a curated record. Lineage: Eukaryota; Metazoa; Arthropoda; Malacostraca; Decapoda; Cambaridae.